AUGGCUGCAUGGAUCAUGGAUGCACUGCCCGAGGCGAUCAAAGCGAAGCGAAGCAGCGGGUGUUCGACGGCUGCGGCGGCGGCCAUGGCGCCUUCUGUGCUCGUGCUGUUCGGCGCCCUGCUUGUUGCCGGGCGGCUGUCCGCCGGCGGUGGGUUUAGCGUGGAGUUCGUCCACCGGGACUCGCCCGGGUCGCCGUUCCGUGACCCGGCGCUCACUGCCCACGGCCGCGUGCUCGCCGCCGCGCGGCGGUCCGUGGCGCGCGCCGUCGCGCUCGCGGGGUCCUCCUCGGCCGGCGGCGGCGCGGCGGACGACGUCGUGUCGAAGGUCGUGUCGCGGUCGUUCGAGUACCUGAUGGCGGUCAACGUCGGGUCGCCGCCGCGGUCGAUGCUCGCCAUCGCCGACACGGGCAGCGACCUCGUGUGGGUGAAGUGCAAGAAGCGGAGCAACGACACGUCGGCGCCGGCGUCGUCCGCGGCGGCGGUGCAGUUCGACCCGUCCCGGUCGUCGACGUACGGCCGCGUGGGAUGCCAGUCUGACGCCUGCGAGGCGCUCGGCCACGCCUCCUGCGACGACAACGCGAACUGCCUCUACCUCUACGCCUACGGCGACGGCUCCAACACCACCGGGUUCCUCUCCACCGAGACCUUCACCUUCGACGCCGGCGAGGGGAGCCGUCGUCAGGUGCGCGUGGGCAGUGUCAAGUUCGGCUGCUCCACCUCCACAGCCGGCUCGUUCCCCGCCGACGGGCUGGUCGGCCUCGGCGGCGGGGCACUAUCCCUCGUGACGCAGCUCGGCGACGCGACGUCGCUCGGCCGGAGGUUCUCGUACUGCCUCGUCCCCCUCUCCAUCAACUCCUCGUCGGCGCUCAACUUCGGCGCCCUCGCCAACGUGUCGGAGCCGGGCGCCGCGUCCACGCCGCUCGUCGCCGCUGCCGUGGACACGUACUACACCGUCGUCCUCGACUCCGUCAAGGUCGGCGGCAAGACGGUGGCCUCCGCGCGAGGCUCCCGCGUCAUCGUGGACUCCGGCACGACGCUCACGUUCCUCGACCGGGCGCUGAUGGCGCCGCUGGUCGACGAGCUGUCCCGCCGCGUCCGCCUGCCGCGCGCGCAGUCGCCCGACGAGCUCCUGCAGCUGUGCUACGACGUGACCGGCCGCGAGGAGGCCGCCGGGGAGGCCAUCCCGGACGUGGAGCUGGAGUUCGGCGGCGGCGCGGCGGUGGCGCUGAAGCCGGAAAACGCGUUCGUGAUGGUGCAGGAGGGGACGCUGUGCCUGGCCAUGGUGGCGACGACGGAGCAGCAGCCGGUGUCCAUCCUCGGGAACCUCGCGCAGCAGGACCUCCACGUCGGCUACGACCUCGACGCCGGCACGGUCACCUUCGCCGCCGCCGACUGCGCCCGCUCCUCCCCUUCUUCCUCCUAGCGCACGUACGCCGCCUCUCCAUGAGACCAUGGCUCAUGCUCGUGUAAUUACCUCAUCACCAUUCCUAAUAAUCUGCAGCUUGCCCGGUGAUGCCUUGGU
Oryza brachyantha (malo sina) is the source of this 1521-nucleotide messenger RNA. Its product is annotated as aspartic proteinase CDR1-like. The record is from RefSeq and is a predicted model, not a curated record. Gene Ontology annotation, molecular function: aspartic-type endopeptidase activity. The transcript has 2 exons. Bases 1 to 1422 code for a protein of 473 amino acids. NCBI's taxonomy places the organism in Eukaryota, Viridiplantae, Streptophyta, Magnoliopsida, Poales, Poaceae. Gene Ontology annotation, cellular component: extracellular region. Gene Ontology annotation, biological process: proteolysis.